AAAAUGUCGCUGUUACUGACGCUGAUCGCUCUUCUAAUAUCGUUGCUUUUAUUUGUUGCACGACGGAAUUAUGGAUAUUGGCAAAGGAGAGGAAUUCCCCACGAUGUGCCUCAUCCACUUUAUGGAAACAUGAAGGACUGGCCGAAGAAAAAAAUGAUGGGCCAGAUCUUCCGGGACUACUAUUUAAAGUACAAGGGCUCGAAUUAUCCAAUCGCUGGCUUUUUUUUCUUUUACACCCGGAACGCUGUGAUCACUGAUUUGGAUAUGGUUAAAAGAAUACUAAUCAAGGACUUUAAUUACUUUGAGGAUCGUGGAGUUUUUUGCAAUGAGAUCGAUGAUCCACUUACGGGUACAUUAUUCAACAUUGAAGGUCAAAAGUGGCGUAAUUUGAGGCACAAGCUUACACCCAGUUUUACGUCCGGAAAAAUGAAGAACAUGUUUCCCAUUGUUGUGAAGGUUGGAGAAGAAUUGGAUAAAAUCUUCAGCGGCAAAACAACCACAGGUGAAGGUCAGGUAAUUGAAAUUGUGGAUCUAGUGGGGCGAUAUACAGCUGAUGUAAUUGGUAACUGCGCCUUUGGUCUCAAUUGCAAUAGUUUGCAAAAUCCCAAUGCCGACUUUGUGACUUUUGGCAAACGAGCGGUUCACGAACGGCCAUAUGGAGGACUAUUGGAUUUCUUACUUUUCGGCUUUCCAAACCUAUCUCGCCGUUUGCGCCUUAAAUUUAACGUCCAGGAAGUAGAGGACUUUUAUUUUAGAAUCGUGAGAGAAACAGUCGACUACAGGUUAAAGAACAAGGAGAAGCGAAAUGACCUAAUGGACAGUUUAAUUGAAAUGUACAAGAAGGAACAGGCUGGAAACACUGAGGAUGGACUCACCUUCAAUGAGGUGGUGGCCCAAGCUUUUCUUUUCUUUGUCGCUGGGUUCGAGACGAGCUCUACGACCAUUGGAUUCGCGCUCUAUGAAAUGGCCCGCAACCAGGAUGUUCAGAAUAAAGUCAGGGAAGAGAUCAACAAUGUUCUGGGCAAGCACAACAACGAGUUUACCUACGAGGGAAUCAAAGAGAUGAAGUAUCUGGAGCAGGUCGUCAUGGAAACCCUCCGCAAGUACCCUGUUCUGGCACAUCUAACAAGAAUGACCGGGUCGGACUAUUCGCCCGAAGAUCCCAAGUCCUUUAUUGCCAAGGGCACUAUUGUUGUGAUUCCAAUUCUAGGCAUUCACAAUGAUCCGGAAAUCUAUCCCGAUCCUGAGAAAUUUAACCCGGAUCGUUUUACGGAUGAGGCAAUCGCUGCGAGACCCUCCUGCACCUGGCUUCCAUUUGGCGAAGGACCGCGACACUGCAUCGGUCUUCGAUUUGCUCUGAUGCAAGCCUGCGUGGGAUUGGCCCAUCUGAUCAGGGGCUAUAAGUUCAGAUUUGCGCCCCAGACGGAACAGAAAAUUAAUUUUGCCCUGGAAAGCGUUCUAAUGUCAGCCAAAAAUGGAAUUCACCUUCAUGUUGAGAAGAUUUAA
Molecule: messenger RNA, 1506 nt
Organism: Drosophila takahashii
Lineage: Eukaryota; Metazoa; Arthropoda; Insecta; Diptera; Drosophilidae
Product: probable cytochrome P450 6a23
Molecular function (GO): oxidoreductase activity, acting on paired donors, with incorporation or reduction of molecular oxygen; monooxygenase activity; iron ion binding
Source: RefSeq, a predicted model, not a curated record